Triticum dicoccoides is the source of this 1158-nucleotide messenger RNA. Its product is annotated as bisdemethoxycurcumin synthase-like. The transcript has a single exon. Lineage: Eukaryota; Viridiplantae; Streptophyta; Magnoliopsida; Poales; Poaceae. Gene Ontology annotation, molecular function: acyltransferase activity, transferring groups other than amino-acyl groups. The record is from RefSeq and is a predicted model, not a curated record. The coding region runs from base 1 to 1158 and encodes 385 amino acids. Gene Ontology annotation, biological process: polyketide biosynthetic process.
AUGGCAAGCAGCAGCAGCAUCCCAGCCACCACCUUGGGCGAGAUCCGUGUUGCUCAGCGUGCGGACGGGCCGGCGGCGGUGCUGGCCAUCGGCACGGCGAACCCGCCCCACUGCGUGCUCCAGGAAGACUACCCCGACUACUACUUCAGCGUCACCAAGAGCGACCACCUCACCGACCUCAAGCGCACCUUUGCCAAACUAUGCGGGAUGACCGCCAUCGGCAGGCGUUUCUUCCACCACACGGACGAACUGCUCGCCACGCACCCGGGCUUGUUCCUCGACGCCCGGCUGGACGUCGUGGCUACCGCUGCCCCAGAGCUCGCUGCGUCGGCUGCGGCGAACGCCAUCGCCGAGUGGGGCCGUCCGGCGGGCGACAUCACCCAUCUCGUCGUCAGCACCAACGCGGGGUCGCAUGCGCCGGGCGCCGACGUCCGCUUGGUCUCCCUCCUCGGCCUCCGCCAUGAUGUCCUGCGCACUGUGCUCCAGCUCAACGGCUGCGCUUCCGGAUGCGCCGCCCUACGCCUAGCCAAAGACCUCGCCGAGAACAACCGCGGCGCGCGCGUCCUCGUGGCCUGCGUCGAGGAGGCGGACUCCUUCGACACCCUCAUCCCCCAGGGGCUCUUCGGUGACGGUGCAGGCGCCGUCAUCGUGGGUGCUGAACCCUACGUCCAUGAGCGCCCUCUGUUUGAGAUGGUGACAGCCUCCCAGUAUGUGAUACCAGACACCGAGCACAUGCUCACCAUGCAGCUCCGCAGCGGUGGCAUCGGCGGGACCAUUGCCACCGGACUGCCAAGACUGGCGGCGGGCAUCGUUGAGCAGUGCCUGCUGGAUGCGUUUGGUGACCGCCUAGCCGGCAUGGGAGGUGUUGUCGAAUGGAAUAACCUCUUCUGGGCCGUGCAUCCCGGCAGCAGUGCGAUGUUGGACCACAUCGUCGGGGCACUCCGGCUUGCUCCGGGGAAGCUGGCAGCGAGCAGAACCGUGGUGAGGGAGUACGGGAACAUGCUGGGCGCCACGGUGAUCUUCGUGCUCGAUGAGGUCAGGCGCCAAAGAGAAGAUCCUGAAGGAGAGGGAGCUGGCCAUGAUAAAGGCUGGGGGGUGAUGAUGGGAUUUGGACCGGGGUUCACUGUGGAGACGAUGCUGCUGCAUGCUGCUACCUAG